AUGGCAUUCUUCAGCAACUCUGGGAGCAAGGCCGAUUCAGGAGGGUACAACUUGAAUGAAAAGGCUGAUGAUGAGGGCAUCUAUGAGUCAGUCCGGGAUGGGAAUGUUGACCUGAACUCUAGGCAGUGGAACUUAAAUGAGAAAGCAGAGGAUGCCUACCACAGCGAAGCAGAGCAAUAUGAGGCUGGCCAGUCAGGUUUGUACUCUUCUGAGAACGCAUCAGGGCAGCAUGCCCAGAGAGGAGGCAGAUCAUCUGGUGGUCCAUGGGGCACAAAUUUUCUGAAGGAUUCCAGGUCCAAACAGACGGCCGGAGAAGUUCCAUCGAAUAGUGGUAGGGGAAUGGAUGCUGCUAGCUCGCAUGAUGACAUGGAUGGUAGCGGAGAGGAUGAUGAACUGAACAGAGCAAAUGGUGAGGUGCCUGCUGAGGAAAUGCUCUCUGAUGACUAUGACGAGCAGGACGGAGAGGAGCAGAUUGAAUCGUUGCAUCGCGGCGGGACAAAGCAAUCAAGCUGUUCCACUUCUGGUGGAGCAGCAAAGUCUGGCUCACGACAAAUGACGAAGACGUCAAAGUACAAUGCUUAUGACGACAACGACGACGAUGAGUAUAAUGAUGAGAAUGACGAUGACAAUGAUGCAGAUGAAGAUGAUCCUGCUGACGUGGAUUUUGAGCCAGAUAGCGAAACAGACAAGGCUACUGAUAAGGAUAAGUUUAUGGAUAGUGAGAAUUCUGAUGGCGAUGACGAUGAUGAUCUUGAACUCUCAGAUGAUGAAGAUGAUGAUUUUGUUGAGAAUCGGAGGCAACCUAAACGACUUAAGAUUGUAGCAACUAAAACUUCCAAGGGAAGAAAGUUGCCCAUGCCAGCUCAACGAAAACGAGGGGUGUCUCACAGUGAUGAAGAAUAUUCUUCAGGAAAAGACUCAGAUGUUCCCAGCGAUUCUGAUUUCAAACACAGAUCGAAAAAACCUGACAGGUUGCAUCAGAAACCUGUGGGCCGCAGUGACGUUGCCCCAAUCAAUUCUCAUAAUGAGCUUCGAACUUCUGGAAGGAGGAGGACGGUGAAAAAGAUCUCAUAUGCUGAAAGCGAAGAAAGUGAUGAUAGUGAGGAGAAGUCAACUAAACAACAAAAGCUCAUGAAGGAGGAGCCUGAAGAGGAAGAUGGAGAAACAAUCGAAAAAGUUCUUUGGCAUCAACCCAAGGGUGUAGCUGAAGAGGCAAUAAGGAAUCACCAGUCAGCUCAACCUACUGUUGUCAGCCUAACAUCGGAUUUCAAUCAACAGUGGGAUGAAUUAGAGUUCUAUAUAAAAUGGAAAGGCCAGUCUUACCUGCAUUGUCAAUGGAAGACAUUAUCAGAACUCCAAAAUGUUAGUGGAUUCAAGAAGGUAAUAAAUUACACGAAAAGAGUUGCCGAGGAACAGAGGUACAAGAGGGCACUAUCACGUGAAGAGGUUGAGGUGCAUGAUGUGGGCAAGGAGAUGGAGCUGGAUCUUAUUAAACAAUAUAGUCAGGUUGAACGGAUAUUUGCUGAUAGGGUCAAAGCUGAUGGAGAUGAUCUGGUUAUCCGAAUAUUUAGUCAAAUGGCAUGGGACUUCCUUAUGCAGAAUCUACCUGCUAGUUUGAGGAGGCUUGAUGACCAGCCAGAAUGGCUAAAAGCUGGCAAGCUUCGUGAUUAUCAGUUGGAAGGACUAAACUUUCUUGUCAAUGGGUGGAGAAACGAUACUAAUGUUAUACUUGCUGAUGAAAUGGGUCUGGGAAAAACUAUCCAAUCUGUUUCCAUGCUUGGCUUCCUUCAUAAUGCUCAAGAAAUCAAUGGCCCAUUUCUUGUAGUUGUGCCACUGUCAACAUUGUCGAACUGGGCAAAGGAAUUUCGAAAGUGGCUGCCCAACAUGAAUGUUGUCAUUUAUGUUGGCAACCGUGCCAGCAGAGAGAUGUGCCAGCAGCAUGAAAUUUUUUCAGACAAGAAGGGUGGGCGUCAUGUAAAAUUCCACACAUUGAUAACUACAUACGAGGUGAUUCUCAAGGACAAAGCGGUUCUUUCCAAGAUCAAAUGGAACUAUCUUAUGGUUGAUGAAGCCCACCGGUUGAAAAAUUGUGAAGCGUCACUGUAUACAACCCUUUUGGAAUUCAGCACUAAGAACAAGCUGCUUAUCACUGGAACACCUUUGCAGAACAGUGUGGAAGAGCUUUGGGCAUUACUUCAUUUCCUUGAUCCAGUCAAAUUCAACAGCAAGGAUAGUUUUGUUGAGAGAUACAAAAAUUUGAGUUCGUUCAACGAAACUGAGCUUGCGAAUUUGCAUAAGGAAUUGAGGCCUCAUAUUCUACGGCGGGUUAUAAAAGAUGUUGAGAAGUCUUUACCUCCUAAAAUUGAGAGGAUUCUACGUGUCGAGAUGUCACCCCUUCAGAAACAGUACUACAAGUGGAUUUUAGAGCGGAAUUUUCAGAAUCUAAAUAAAGGAGUCCGUGGGAAUCAGGUAUCACUUCUUAACAUUGUUGUUGAAUUGAAAAAAUGCUGCAACCAUCCAUUCUUGUUUGAAAGUGCCGAUCAUGGUUAUGGUGGAGAUAGCAUUGGUGAUCGGAAUAAAGUUGAACGCAUUGUUAUGAGUAGUGGGAAACUUGUCUUGUUGGACAAACUAUUGGUGAGACUGCGGGAGACUAACCAUCGUGUGCUUAUAUUCUCACAGAUGGUUAAGAUGUUGGACAUCCUUGCAGAAUACCUCUCUCUUCGGGGAUUUCAGUUUCAGAGGCUUGAUGGUAGUACAAGAGCAGAUCUUCGUCAUCAAGCCAUGGAACAUUUUAAUGCUCCUGGAAGUGAUGACUUCUGUUUUCUUUUAUCCACACGUGCCGGAGGACUUGGUAUUAAUCUUGCAACUGCAGAUACAGUGAUAAUUUUUGAUUCAGAUUGGAAUCCGCAAAAUGAUCUGCAGGCCAUGAGUAGGGCACAUAGGAUUGGCCAACAGGAGACUGUUAAUAUCUACCGCUUCGUCACAUGCAAAAGUGUUGAAGAGGAUAUUUUGGAACGCGCAAAGAAAAAGAUGGUUCUUGAUCACUUGGUUAUUCAGAAGCUAAAUGCUGAGGGCAGGCUUGAGAAGAAAGAAUCCAAAAAGGGUGGCUCCAUAUUUGACAAGAAUGAACUUUCUGCUAUCUUGAGGUUCGGUGCAGAGGAAUUGUUCAAAGAAGACAAGACUGAUGAAGAGACCAAGAGGAACCUUGAAAGUUUGGACAUUGAUGAAAUUCUUGAGAGAGCUGAGAAAGUCGAGACAAAGGGUGGUGAAGGGGAGGAAGGAAAUGAGCUUCUUAGUGCUUUCAAGGUCGCAAACUUUUCCAGUGGCGAAGAUGAUGCAACAUUCUGGAGUAGGCUGAUACAGCCAGAUCCUGCAGAUAUGAUUCAGGAAACCUUGGCACCUCGUGCUGCACGAAAUAAAAAGAGCUAUGUUGAAGAUCCCCAGCUUGACAAAAAUAAUAACAACAGGAAAAGACGGGCAGUUGAAGCACAAGAAAAGCCAAGGAGGCGUUCUGGCAGAACUGUGGAAACAGUUAAUUCAUUACCAUUGGUUGAUGGAGCAGUAGCUCAAGUACGAGAGUGGUCUUUUGGUAAUGUUCUAAAGAAGGACGCUUCUCGUUUUGUACGAGCGGUCAAAAAAUUUGGGAAUGCAACCCAGAUUGGAUUAAUCGUGGAUGAUGUUGGUGGUGUACUUGCGAAGGCACCACAUGAAGCGCAAAUAGAGCUAUUUGAUUUGCUGAUUGAUGGUUGUCAGGAAGCGGUUAAAGAGAAUACGGAUAUCAAGGGCACAGUUUUGGAUUUUUUCGGUGUAGCAGUGAAGGCCUACGAAUUGCUAGCUCGUGUUGAAGAGCUUCAGUUCUUGGCAAAGCGAAUUGCACCUGAUGAUGCUAGAUUGAUGGUUGGAAUUCAUUGGUAUGGCUACGGGAAUUGGGAGAAAAUACGGUUGGAUCCAAAGCUUGGCCUGGCAACAAAAAUUGCACCAGGAGCACUUGGUGAGAGAGAGACAUUUUUACCACGUGCUCCAAACUUGGAUAACCGCGCUAGUGCUCUCCUGCAAAAGGAAUAUGCUAAGUUUAGUGGUAAGAGCUCAAAAGUCAAAGGAAAUGCCCGCCAGACAGUCAAUAACGACAGUAAUAGUGGAGCUCGAUCAAUGAGGGGCCGACAAAAGGAUGUACCAGAAAAAGAGGAUAAUAAGCCGAACAAAGAUGACAUUCAGAAGCGCAAGGUAAUAGUGGAAGCUGAAGCAAGAGAAGAAGGUGAAAUUUCUGAAUCGGAGGCAGAGACAAAGUAUCGUCUGGACAAAGAGGAGAAGUGGCUUGAAUGGUGCUCUGAAGUUUUAGAUGAGGAGCAGGAUACUUUGAAGCGCCUGGAUAGGCUGCAGAAUACAAGUGUAAACCUCCCAAAGGAAAAGGUUCUUUCAAGAAUUCGCAAGUAUCUCCUGAUAAUUGGGGACAAAAUUGGAGAAGUUGUCCGGCAACACAGUGAAUCUUAUAGGCAAUCCCGCAUGACCAUGAGGUUAUGGAAUUAUGUUGCCACCUUUUCAAAUAUGUCUGGGGAGCAACUGCAUGAUCUCUAUUUGAAACUUAGUCAAGACCAACUGGAAGGUGGAGUUGGCCCAUCUCAUGGUGGCAAUUUUGCAUCCGUUCCUCCCAAUAAGGGAGGUAACUCAAAUCAACUUCAUCCUUCGAGAAACCAAAGGCCAACUAGGCCUCUCCAGUACAAUUCUGAGUCUUUCCAUAAUAAUGAGAGCUCUGGAAGUUCUGAAGCAUGGAAGCGUCGACGGAGAGCUGACCCAGAUAAUCAAUUUGACACCCAGCCUUUGUAUCAACCUCCAAUUAUGACAAAUGGUAAUAGGCUGCAGGAAUCUAGUAGUUCUGCAGGUAUUCUUGGUUGGGGUCCAGUUGAAAUGAGACGGUAUGGUAAUGAAAGGCCAAAACGUGGUGUUCAUCCUAGUCAUUUUACUACUGGGCAUGGACCUUUGCUGUUAGUAGGUGCUCAAAACCAUUCUACAAAUCAUUUGGAUAUCCGGAAGUUGGAUGAGGCCUACUUUGCCCUGGUUGACCCACACUCUGCUAUUUAG
Molecule: messenger RNA, 5079 nt
Organism: Miscanthus lutarioriparius
Lineage: Eukaryota; Viridiplantae; Streptophyta; Magnoliopsida; Poales; Poaceae
Source: the annotation of a GenBank genome assembly